This is a messenger RNA of Humulus lupulus (European hop), 755 nucleotides long. Its product is annotated as protein CASPARIAN STRIP INTEGRITY FACTOR 1-like. NCBI's taxonomy places the organism in Eukaryota, Viridiplantae, Streptophyta, Magnoliopsida, Rosales, Cannabaceae. The transcript has 3 exons. Bases 167 to 454 code for a protein of 95 amino acids. The record is from RefSeq and is a predicted model, not a curated record.
AGAGUCUAAUGAGCCUAACAAUAAUAUAUAGCCACACAAGGAAACAUAUCAUCUUUUUUUCAUUUAUAUACAACUCUCUCUCUUGAAUGAGGAGAAGAACAAGAAAGAGCUAAUUACAACAAAAGAAAAAAAAUUAGUAUUUUUGCCAAAUUCAAACACAAAAAUAAUGAGUCUCUACAGUCUUGUGAUGAUGAAGAACAUCAGUCUCAUCUUUCUCCUCAUUUCUGGAUCACUUUUAUCAACUUCACUUGCAGGUAGACAGCUGAACUCUGGAGACCAGUUUGCCAAAGUGGUAAUGGAUGGAAUGACUCAAGAAGAGGAAAUGUUGAUGAUGAACAAGAAACACAUUCGGCUGGUUCAUGAGAGGCUUCUGAGGUCUAACACAAGAGACUAUGGCAAAUAUGACCCAACACCAGCUCUUGUUAAGCCUCCUUUCAAGCUCAUUCCCAACUGAUCAGAUCAUCAUCCAUUCACCACAUCUUCAUAUAUAUUACUCUAAGUCAUAUAUAUAUAUAUAUUUAUAGUCUAAGUAGUCCAAACAUAUGCAAAUCCAGCUGCUUUUGUGACCAGUUUGAGUUGUUGUAGAAUCUAAAUAAAUGAUGUUAUUAAAGACUCAUCCACUAUAUAUAAAGUAUAAUAUGUAUAAUUAGUAGUAGUAACUAAAGUAUGUGUUAGUAUAUUUUGUGGCAUAUAUAUAUAUAUGCAUACUUAAAAGUUUUGAACCGUAAUUAAUAUGAUAAUGUUUAUAUAAUAUA